UUUGAGGUUAGGUCCUGUUGAAGGUACAACAAAUUAACGCUUUUUAGCUUUUAAACUCAAAUUUAGGUAUGGCCGAAAGUGCUGGAAACUGGUGUCUCAUUGAAAGUGAUCCUGGUGUUUUUUCAGAACUAAUUAGGGAAUUUGGAUGCAAAGGAGUACAAGUGGAAGAGCUGUGGGGACUCGAUAGCGACCUAUUCGAAAAUUUAAAGCCAAUUCAUGGAUUAAUAUUUUUAUUUAAAUGGACAAAAGAUGACGAUCCAUCUGGUUCCCUAGUACAAGAUAGCAGAUUAGAAAAAAUAUUCUUUGCUAAACAAGUAAUAGAGAAUGCUUGUGCCACUCAAGCUAUCCUCAGUGUUCUGCUGAAUUGUCGUCACAAUGAUUUAAAGUUAGGACAUACACUUAAUGAAUUAAAAGACUUUUGCCAGGGUUUUGAUGCUAACAUGAAAGGUUUAACUAUUAGUAAUUCACCCGUGAUUAGGACCGUUCAUAAUUCAUUUGCGAGACAGCAAUUGUUUGAAUUUGAUCCAACAAUGGCAAAUAAGAAUGAUGAUGCAUUUCAUUUUGUAAGUUAUGUACCUAUCGACGGUAGAUUAUAUGAACUAGACGGUUUGAAGCAAGGGCCUAUAGAUUUAGGAGCUAUACCGGCAGAGGCUGAAUGGACAGAUAUUGUUAGACCUAUUAUAGAAAAACGAAUACAAAGGUAUAGUGAAGGUGAGAUCCAUUUCAAUCUUAUGGCUAUCGUCUCAGACAGAAAAAUGAUGUAUGAAAAACAAAUAGAGGAACUUCAGAAACAAAGCGAAUCUUCAGGAAUGGAAACGGACACCCAACAGGCGGAAAUAACGAAGUUACGUCUUCUUAUAGCCGAAGAAGACAACAAGAGGCAUCACUAUCAAAUAGAAAAUAUCAGACGGAAACACAACUAUUUACCCCUAAUUGUAGAGAUACUGAAAAUUUUGGCAAAAGAAGGCAAACUUAUGCCUUUGUAUGAACAAGCCAAGGAAAAGACUUUAAAAAGACAAAAGUCAAAAGCCUCCAGUUGAAUUUUUGUAACCGAAAAUUUAUUUUGUAAGAACACCAUUUUUGUAUUUUUAGACUUACAGAUGUGGAGAUGAUUU
This is a messenger RNA of Diabrotica balteata, 1115 nucleotides long. The record is from the annotation of a GenBank genome assembly. Lineage: Eukaryota; Metazoa; Arthropoda; Insecta; Coleoptera; Chrysomelidae.